GGCAUCCCGAGUCCUGCGCCCGGCCUGCCUGGAGUACGGUCGGUCCCCCCGGCGGGCGCGGCGCGCGAGAGGCGAUGGCGCCGGCGGCCUCGAAGCUGCGGGCUGAGGCCCGGUUCGGGGCGCUCUCGCGGCGGGCGCUCGCCCAGUACCUGCGCCUCCUGCGGCUCUACCCGGUGCUCACCAAGGCGGCCACCAGUGGCAUUUUGUCAGCCCUUGGGAACUUCCUGGCCCAGAUGAUUGAGAAGAAGCAGAAAAAAGAGAACUGCUCUCAAAAGCUCGAUGUCAGUGGGCCUCUCAGAUACGCCAUUUUUGGGUUCUUCUUCACAGGGCCACUGAGUCACUUCUUCUUCGUCUUCAUGGAGCACUGGAUCCCCUCCGAGGUCCCUUUGGUGGGCGUCAAGAGGCUGCUCCUGGACCGCUUCCUCUUCGCACCGGCCUUCCUGCUGCUGUUCUUCCUCGUCAUGAACUUCCUGGAGGGGAAGGACGCGGCCGCCUUCGCUGCCAAGAUGAAAAGCGGGUUCUGGCCGGCGCUGCAGACGAACUGGCGAGUCUGGACCCCAGUGCAGUUUAUCAACAUCAACUACGUCCCUCUGCAGUUCCGGGUGCUUUUUGCCAACGUGGUGGCUCUGUUCUGGUAUGCCUACCUGGCCUCUCUGGGGAAGUGAAGAUGACUUGGAGAGAACAUCAGCCAUGCUGAUGACGUGCAUCAGGGAAAAUGCUCACCUGCCCAGGGUGAGAGAGCAGAAACAAGCCGAUCUGGCUCUAGAUCAUGUGAUUCAAGAUGCCCUAAAAUGAUGGAUGGAGAAAGAGAAAUCUCUUAAUGUCAGAAUCUUGUGUUUUAACAAGGCAGUAGCUGUCCUCAAGUGGUGCUGCCCUAGAAACUUAAAAUUCAGUUGAGAUGAUUUCACCUGUCACCUUGGAUUGAAUUAGGAUCACAAUAAAGUGUAACAUAGCUUUUUCA
Camelus dromedarius (Arabian camel) is the source of this 961-nucleotide messenger RNA. RefSeq names its product peroxisomal membrane protein 2 (gene PXMP2). The transcript has 5 exons. The record is from RefSeq and is a predicted model, not a curated record. Lineage: Eukaryota; Metazoa; Chordata; Mammalia; Artiodactyla; Camelidae. Gene Ontology annotation, cellular component: membrane; cytoplasm. The coding region runs from base 75 to 665 and encodes 196 amino acids.